Salvelinus sp. IW2-2015 is the source of this 4123-nucleotide messenger RNA. RefSeq names its product homeobox protein Hox-D4a-like. The transcript has 2 exons. Gene Ontology annotation, cellular component: nucleoplasm; nucleus. Gene Ontology annotation, biological process: embryonic skeletal system morphogenesis; positive regulation of transcription by RNA polymerase II; anterior/posterior pattern specification. The record is from RefSeq and is a predicted model, not a curated record. The coding region runs from base 1118 to 1828 and encodes 236 amino acids. Gene Ontology annotation, molecular function: DNA-binding transcription factor activity, RNA polymerase II-specific; RNA polymerase II cis-regulatory region sequence-specific DNA binding. NCBI's taxonomy places the organism in Eukaryota, Metazoa, Chordata, Actinopteri, Salmoniformes, Salmonidae.
CGUCGAAUUAUUUAUCUACUUUUACAGAUGUUUUGUAUCAUUCUUCAUAACAAUUUACAAAUCUGGAUGAUGGAAUGCUCCUCGUUUGAUUGCUGCAUUGUGUCAUUUUAGGGUGAUUUAAAAUUAUAUAUUAUAUUGUAAGACCAUUGAGUGAGAUUAAUAACAUUGUGUGCGAGUACAUUUUUUAGUAAUAUGCACUUACAGUGUCACGUGUCAUUUCAUUUGUUGAUUUGAUUUGAUAAUAUAAGAAACCUUUGCAGGUGUCGCUUUUUGGUCUGUACACCUAUCAUUAAAGCCAAACAGUCCUUCUCAUUUUGAUAGUGAACAUAACACGCCAUAUAAAAAAAGCUAUCAUACCAGAAUGAAAUCUAAACAAAUUUGAACAUGGCUUCAAGGUAAUUCUUUAAACAUUUACAUUUCAAUCAUUUAAUUAUUGAUUGUUUGGCAUUGGUUGGUUGCCACGAGGCUCUUUCAGUAGUUAUGAAAGGGAUAGGGUAGAUGAAAUGAUGAGAUUCUUGUAACUUCUGGAUGACCCCUUCUUGACAAAGACAGUCCCCCAUCAAUUGUCCCCAGGCUUUAGUACCCUCUUUUUGAGCCAGGGAGACGUUUUGUAUCUUUUGUUUGUUUAUCUGUCAGACUCACUGGCUUUAGUUUGAUUUAGUAUUGUAGAAGUUGAAGCAUGUUAACCAUAGUCUUGCACAAAACCAUCUAAAUGUCCGUAUAUACACAGACGUUGUAUUUAUUCCAUUCAGAUUAUUUCCCAUUGUCUGUUAGAUGAUCAUGAUUGAUAUUUAGAUAUUGACAUUAACUAUUUAAAAUGUUACAUAUAACAUCUCAUUUUUUCAACAUAGGGCUUACAUUGUCAAUCCUUCAUUGAAAUUGGUUAAAUAUUUGGUUUUAUUCAACAUAAUUUAGAUGUUUUUGAAGUUAGUGGAAAGCGCUGCUAUUGGUGUGUAUAUGUAGGCCCUACCCGUUAAUGAAAUAGCUUUACCUCCAUUGGCCCUAUCUGGUCACAUGGUUCUCUAACUUUAUUCAGUUGACAGCAAAUAGGAGGGCUUUAUGGUGGUGGAAAAAAGACAACUCGAGAAAAAUUUGUAUUUUCUACCUUCAUAAAUUAAUGGCCAUGAGUUCGUAUAUGCUGAACUCUAAGUAUGUGGACCCACAAUUUCCCCCUUGUGAGGAAUAUUCGCAAAAUAGCUAUUUACAUGAGCAGGGGAGAGACUACUACGGUCCAUCGCAGGACCCAGAUUUGCAGCAUCCAAGAAUCUAUCCACGGUCAAAGUACCCCGAGCAGCCCUUCAGUUGUACCACUGUGCAUGGUCCCACAGUGCAGCCACGGGGUCAUGUGCAGGGGCGAGACAGCCACCCUAGCACUUUUACCGCACGGACCGAACCGUGUACCCCGGUCCAAGUGACUGGACCCCGGACUUGUGGACAGCAACAAAACACAAAGACUCAAAACGGGAUACAAGCCAAGCAGUCUGCAGUAGUUUACCCCUGGAUGAAGAAAGUCCACGUAACUACGGUAAACCCGGAUUACACAGGACCUGAACCCAAACGGGCUCGGACAGCUUAUACAAGACAGCAGGUUUUGGAACUGGAAAAAGAAUUUCAUUUUAACAGGUAUCUGACCAGGCGCCGUCGCAUAGAGAUUGCCCAUACACUCGUUCUCUCCGAGCGUCAGAUCAAAAUCUGGUUUCAAAACAGAAGAAUGAAAUGGAAAAAAGACCACAAACUACCGAACACAAAGGGAAGAGCUGCAUCUGCUUCCGGCCAACAUUUACCAAGUAUCCAGAAGGAUAACCAGACUGAUGUCACAAUUUUCUAAGAUGGGAAAACUUUGACCGUUCAAUGAACUGUAAUAUAACAUACUAUAUUAUCCAAUUGACUUUGCAUGGUCUCAAAACAUGACAUUUUGGUCAUUGUGAUUUAACGUACAAUAGUUAUAAAAUGGCAGUUACGGUCAGAAGGACCCUCGAUGUGUUGGCUCAUUGAAUUGAGUCCAUUUCCAACAUUGUAACUGAACUGAGACGCGUUUCAUCACUACAUGCUUAACAUGCUUGGAAGAGCUAUUGCAGAUCGGACUCAAUUUGAGAUGUUUUCUGACUUAUACUCUUCUCACGUGCACCACAAAAGUCAGAGUAAGGCAUGAACAUUUAUAUAUUUAUUAAAACAUUAAAUACGUAAAAUGAUGUGAAGCUUUUGUACACACUUUAAUUAGAAAUUGUCUUGUGAAGAAAUCGAACUAUUAAAACAAAUAAUAUUUGAUUCAUAUGAUUGCUAAAAACUAUUUUAAAAAAGGUAAUUGCUGCAAGAGUUGAUCUAUACAUUCUUUUCAGACAAGUGACAAUAUUUGUUACUUUAAUAUAGGCUAGCUUAAAGAAACGAUUGAACUCGUAUUUAUGGGCGCUAACUGGUUGGAUUUUUUUGUUAACGUUUUUUGAACUUUUAUACAAUAAAGCUUUUAAAAUGGCGUUAAAUUCUAUUGUGAAACAGGACAUUCCAGUGUGCAGCCUCUUCCCAGGGCCCUUAUUCGGUUAUAAAUCUUCUCUGGACAUCUUUGUAAACAGUGUACAUUUAAAGCGGGUCUCACACAUGGCAUCUGAAACUCUAUCAUGACUUUGUCUUGUUCUUUGCAUCGAAUGUAUAUUUUAUUUAGAUGCUUCACUAUUUUCUAUUUUGAUCAAAAUCGAACAGAACAUUAUUAAUAGUAUAUAUUCAAUGUUAAGCACGUUGAGGGAUAUAAAUACGUGUAAUAACCUAUGUUUUCCAUAUUCUUAUUCAACAACAAUUUGUAAUAUAGAGUGUUUAAAUUUCAUUAUGAUUAUUUAUUUAAUUAAAUAUUUGUACAUUUUCUAAAAACCCACAACAGUUCUAAACAUAUUUUGAGCAACGAACGUUUUAUUGUAUGAAAUCUGUUUAAAACUGUUGUGGAUUAUUAGCAAUGAUGUCACAUGUUCUUAUGCAGUGUUGAAAUGCAGUAUAAAAAAUGUAACUCUGGCAUUGAUUUAAACCAGACCUAACCACACAGGCGUUCAUGUCAUGUCUCGAGACAGAUAUUCUUAUUAUUCCUAUCAUUGUCCUCGUGACAAAAAAGCGAAGACGGCUUGCAUUGCGAAGAUGUCUUCCCUCUGAAGAUGUCUUCCCUCUGAAGUUGUCUUCCCUCUGAAGAUGUCUUCCCUCUGAAGUUGUCUUCCCUCUGAAGUUGUCUUCCCUCUGAAGAUGUCUUCCCUCUGAAGAUGUCUUCCCUCUGAAGAUGUCUUCCCUCUGAAGAUGUCUUCCCUCUGAAGAUGUCUUCCCUCUGAAGAUGUCUUCACGAUGACAAGUUGAAAAGGUAUUUCGACUGAAGUUCGACAAACGCUCCAGUGGCAGGUUCAACCAGAGGACAGUGUUUCUAUAGCCUAUAGACACAUUUCAGCCGCGAGGAGUGACCUCUGAACCCUUAACCCGUUGGACCUAUAGUCUUCUUCUCUCGCUGGCGCUUUUCGCAUGGAGUUUUUCAUUAGAUACAUUUUGUACUUUAGUGUUAGAAUAUGGAACGCUUAUAUAACCUGGUUAAACAUGCCACGUUUUAAAGCCUAUAUUUAUUCUGCCAGAUGUAACUGAAAUGGUACUGGUUGUAUGUCACGCCAUGUUAAUAUGCAAUCCUGCCUGACCUUUUUUGUGUAUCCGUUUUUUUUGUCUGUAUAUACAUGCAAAACUUUUUAAUGGGAAAAUAGAGAUUGUUCCAUGAUAUGCAUUGUGGUGGCACAGAGCACUCACAUUUGUCAAUAUAUUUCAUGUAUCAAGUAUUCAUGCUUUACAAAAUGUCUCUCAUUGCCAUCAAUGCUUGAUUUACACAAAGGUUGACACCUCACCCAUUGAGAUAUUUAUUUUGACCCUUAUUGUGCUUGUUUGAGAAAAAAAAAAAUAUGGCAUUGUUGGAUGACAAUGUGACUAAGUUCAGUUUUAUAGCAAGAAUCAUAAAAUGUCCCCUUAGCCACACCAAUGUGAGGCAGUGCCAUAGAUUUCGGGAAUUUGAAUGUGGUCCUAUCUAAACCAGUCAACGAACUGUUAGCAAAAUCGUAGGCUCAGUGUGAUUAUAUUUGUGACCAUGCUUGGAUUAAAACCUGUAUAACUUGAA